This is a messenger RNA of Triticum turgidum subsp. durum (durum wheat), 993 nucleotides long. Lineage: Eukaryota; Viridiplantae; Streptophyta; Magnoliopsida; Poales; Poaceae. The record is from the annotation of a GenBank genome assembly.
AUGGCGAACCUGCAGUCUUCCGUCCCCGAGCCCUCCUCCUUCGCAGGGGCCUCGCCGCCGUCUCCCUCCUCGAUCGGUGGAGGCGCCGGCGGCGCUGCCUCGGCGGCGCAGGAGCCCAGGAAGAUGGCGUCGGCGGAGCAGCUGGUGCUCGACCUCUGCGACCGCGAGCUGCGCGAGAACGCCCUCCUCGAGCUGUCGAAGAAACGAGAGAUAUUUCAAGACCUGGCCCCGCUUCUCUGGCACUCUUUUGGCACAAUUGCGGCACUACUUCAGGAAAUUGUGUCCAUCUACCCCGCACUUUCACCCCCAGUUUUGUCGCCAGGUGCAUCAAACCGAGUCUGCAACGCACUUGCACUUCUUCAGUGUGUUGCAUCGCACCCUGACACCAGAAUCCCUUUCUUACAUGCUCAUGUGCCGCUGUUCUUGUACCCGUUCCUGAAUACAUUCAGCAAGACAAGGCCUUUUGAGUACUUGCGGCUUACCAGCUUGGGUGUCAUCGGUGCUCUUGUUAAGGUUGAUGAUACUGAAGUUAUCGGCUUUCUGCUGCAAACUGAAAUAAUUCCUCUGUGCUUGCGUACCAUGGAGAUGGGCAGUGAACUAUCAAAAACCGUCGCUACCUUCAUUGUCCAAAAGAUUCUGCUGGAUGAUAUUGGACUGCGUUACGUCUGUGCCACCCCUGAGCGUUUCUAUGCUGUGGGCAGCGUUUUAGGAAAUAUGGUAAUAUCACUAGCUGAUCAGCCUUCCACAAGGUUGCUGAAGCACAUUAUCCGAUGUUACCUCAGGCUGUCAGAUAACCCCAGGGCCUGUGUUGCACUCCAUAAUUGCCUCCCUGACAUGCUGAAAGAUGGGACAUUCAACAUCUCUCUUAGGGAUGACCCCGCGACAAGGCGCUGGCUGCAACAACUGCUGCAUAACGUGACUGUGGGCGGCAUGGGAGGACCUGGCAUGGGGGUGCCUCCCCAGCCAGGCCUGGAUCACAUGAUGGGGAUAUGA